Molecule: messenger RNA, 1374 nt
Organism: Exophiala viscosa
Lineage: Eukaryota; Fungi; Ascomycota; Eurotiomycetes; Chaetothyriales; Herpotrichiellaceae
Exons: 2
Coding region: 1-1374 (457 amino acids)
Biological process (GO): positive regulation of transcription by RNA polymerase II
Molecular function (GO): DNA-binding transcription factor activity, RNA polymerase II-specific; sequence-specific DNA binding; zinc ion binding
Source: RefSeq, a predicted model, not a curated record
AUGGCGGAAGCCACGGACCUGGAUACUCUACUUCAACUUUUGCCAGCCUGUAGGCGAUGUCGAAGCCACAAAAGGCGGUGCGACACUCAGUUGCCAGCGUGUGCCAAUUGCAGCAAGGUUGGAGCGGACUGUGUCUUCUUCGACCAUGUCUCCAAAGAGUUGCUGCCACGAACAUAUAUUGCUUCAUUAGUCGACCACCUUCGAUCCCUGGAGGCGGCAAGAGAAUCAAGCACGGGACAGAUCUCGGAUUCAGCGUCCAAUGAGACGCUUGAAGCAGAGGGACAACACUUCUUUGGCGUUGGUGACGCCCUUCGAUACCUGGGCCCUCGAGCUCCUCUUGUGGCGCAGGUUGAUGCAGUCUUGCCGAAGGCGCAACCUCGCAUCAAGGAACCAUGUCUUCCACUGGAAAUUCCUUCGUCAUCGUUUGCAAGUGAGGAUACGCACCGCUUCCUCGUCGGCAAGUACUUUGAUACCUUGCAAGAACUAUAUCCCAUCUUGGAUCCGACUCUACCCUACUUGGAAGAUCCCUCAUUCUCUAGGGCUGACCUGGACCCUUCUGAAUGCUUCAAUCUCUACAUGGUCUACUCAAUAGCAUGUCACUGCCUGCCAGGCAAUGACUGUCAGCUCGUCCUCCUCUCAGACACAUUCUAUAAAGAGGCUUUGACCUAUGCCGAUCAGGUCACGGCGGAGCUAACCGUGGAAGCUCUCCAAGCGGUGGUGCUUUUGGCUUUGCGCAGUCUAUACGACGCUCAAAACGGCAGUCUUGGUCAACAGGUGGCCUUUGCACACCGGAUGGAAGUGGAAUUGAGCACUCGAGAGGUCGACGAGCACUCCUUACUCCUGGAGCGUCUGAGAUUGGCCAUAUUCUGCGUCGGCACGCAAGUUGGCACGGCUCUGGACCGCCCGUCUGGCCUGAUUGAUCCAGAGUUGACAGGGCCGAUGGGAUCCAUGAGAGAUGCCGAAAAGCUCAGCGUUCUUCAUAAGCUGCAAUCAAGGUUUCGGAAUGGACAGUCUCUUGAUGAAUCGGACAUGAUAAUUCUAGACGAAGCACACGCUACGCAGCGAUCACCUUUGCUGGCAGCCGCCUGGAGUGAAACACGGCUCAUCGUCAAUCCCAAUGCCGAGUCCGCCUCCCAAUUGCUGACUUGCUACGAUCGCGAAGAUAUGAUCUUGACAGUUUUCACAUCCCACUGGGUAUAUAAAGCCGCCACGAUCCUGUUGUCAGGCGGUCUAACUCGAAAAGCUCUUGAUGGCCACGUACUCGCCGUGACGAUCCUGGGUCGCUGUGCUUUGAAGUGGCCCAAUGCCAGAGCCAUUCAGGAAAUGCUCAAUCUCCUUUUCAAAUCGAAGACAAGUCCUGACGCCAUGGGUUAG